GCCCGGUAUGAACUUGCCAAAGCAGACAGGUGGCUGAUAUUUAGCCAGUCACGUCAAUACACAGUGUAUAUAUACCCUGCGUUCUACAGGACAAAGGCUGAGAACCUAGUCUCUCUUGGGAGGAUAAGCCCACAUUAUCUAGUGAUAUCUGCUAAUGAAUGAAUGAGAGCAGCACACUGACAGGCCCACAAACUAAAGAUUAACAAUGGAGUCCAUGCUAAAUAAGCUGAAAAGUACAGUUACAAAGGUAACUGCUGAUGUCACCAGUGCUGUAAUGGGUAACCCUGUUACAAGGGAAUUUGAUGUAGGAAAACAUAUAGCAAGCGGUGGAAAUGGACUGGCAUGGAAAAUCUUCAAUGGCACAAAAAAAUCCACUAAACAGGAAGUUGCUGUGUUCGUAUUUGACAAAAAGUUGAUUGACAAAUGUCAGAAGUAUGAAAAAGAUCAAAUUAUCGACUCACUCAAGCGAGGUGUUCAGCAGUUAACACGACUAAGGCAUCCUCGGCUACUUACUGUACAGCAUCCACUAGAAGAAUCCAGGGAUUGCCUUGCAUUUUGCACAGAACCCGUAUUUGCAAGUUUAGCCAAUGUUCUUGGCAGUUGGGAUAAUCUUCCUUCUCCUCUCCCAUCUGAGAUAAAAGAUCAUAAACUUUAUGAUGUUGAAACAAAAUAUGGUUUGCUUCAGGUCUCAGAAGGAUUGUCGUUUUUACACAGCAGUGUAAAAAUGAUUCAUUCAAAUCUUACACCAGAAAAUAUCAUUUUAAAUAAAAGUGGAGCGUGGAAAAUAAUGGGCUUUGAUUUCUAUAAUCCCUCUGUAAAUCCAUCUGAACAAGUGACAAAGUUUGUGUGUAAGGAAUGGGACCCUAAUUUACCGCCAUUAUGUCUGCCAAAUCCUGAAUACCUGGCUCCUGAAUACAUCUUAUCUGUGAGCUGUGACCCAGCGAGUGACAUGUACUCGCUAGGUGUGAUCAUACAUGCAGUUUACAACAAAGGAAAAGCUAUAUUUGAAGUAAACAAACAAGAUAUUUAUAAAAGUUUUAGCAGGCAAUUAGAUCAGUUAAGCCGUUUAAGCCCAAAUGUUCUUGCGAACAUUCCAGAAGAAGUACGCGAGCAUGUAAAGCUCAUUUUAAACGUAACACCUGCUGUUAGACCAGAUGCAGAUCAGAUGACAAAGAUACCUUUUUUCGAUGAUGUCGGUGCUGUUACACUUCAAUAUUUUGACUCCCUUUUUCAAAGAGACAACCUCCAGAAGUCACAGUUUUUUAAAAGUUUACCCAAAGUUCUUCCUAAACUACCUAAGCGUGUUGUUGUUCAGCGGAUAUUACCAUAUCUCACUUCAGAGUUUGUAAAUCCUGAUAUGGUGCCAUUUGUCCUGCCUAAUGUGCUGCUCAUUGCUGAAGAGUGCACAAAAGAAGAGUAUGUCAAGCUUAUUCUACCUGAUCUUAGACCUGUGUUUAAGCAACAGGAACCUGUUCAGAUUCUUUUAAUAUUUCUACAAAAAAUGGACCUUCUUCUCACCAAGACACCUUCUGAUGAUAUCAAGAAUAGUGUUUUACCCAUGGUGUAUAGGGCUCUUGAGGCACCCUCCAUUCAAAUUCAGGAGCUGUGCCUAAACAUAAUUCCUACAUUUGCAAACCUCAUAGAUUAUCCGUCCAUGAAAAACUCUUUGAUACCAAGAAUUAAAUCUGCCUGUCUACAGACCUCCUCUCUUGCCGUGCGUGUAAAUUCAUUGGUGUGCUUAGGAAAGAUUUUGGAAUACUUGGAUAAAUGGUUUGUACUAGAUGAAAUAAUACCUUUUUUGCAACAAAUUCCAUCAAGAGAACCUGCCGUCCUAAUGGGAAUUCUAGGCAUUUACAAAUGUACUUUUACACAUAAGAAGCUUGGUGUCACCAAAGAACAGCUGGCAGGAAAAGUGUUACCUCACCUGAUUCCUCUGAGCAUUGAUAAUAACCUUAACCUCAAUCAGUUUAAUUCCUUCAUGUCUGUGAUCAAAGAAAUGUUAAACAAAUUAGAAGCUGAACAUAAAACCAAACUUGAACAACUUCAUCUUAUGCAAGAACAGCAAAAAUCCUUGGAUAUCUCAAAUCAAUUGAAUCAAACUACAGAACAGCAAUCAAACAAGACAAAUAAUCAGACAGACACAAUAUUUAACAACAUUGGACAAGAUUUUCUAACUGGUAGCAGUGAAAAGCAAGAAAAUGGAAAUGUGCAAAAGCAACAAGCAAAGCAAAAGGUGUCACUUACAAUGGAAGAGAAGCAAAAGCUUGCUAAAGAUCAGGAACAAGUACAAAAGCUUAAAAGUCAACAACCUCUUACUCCUAAUUCACUGACGCCUGUUGCACCUGUGAAGCAGACUAAGGAUUUAACCUCAACACUGAUGGAAAACAUGUCAUCUUUGACCAACCUUUCUGUUAGUAACUCUAAAGGAGCUUCUGGUGGAUUUCCCCCCAUCACAAGCAUGUCUGGAAACAUUGGAUUUCCAGCACCAGUUGACAACAUGAGUGGAAACCGAAAUGUGCAGAAUGGAUUUAACUCAAAUAUGAGCUUUCCCUCCUCUGGAUUCAGCAUGGGGGUUGCAAAUCCAAACCAGAAUUUCUUCAGUGGGUCAGGCUCUUUUGGAAUGACCAAAAUUACUCCAAUGUCGUCAAAUACCCAAAACUUCAAUUCACUGAGCAGCCCACCUGGAAUGUUGCAACAGAACCAGCACAGCAAACCCACUACCAACAUACCAUCUCUUGAUAAUCUUUUUGGCCCUCAAAAACCCAAAGUGAGCAUUAACCAAAUGUCACAGCAACAAAAUGUAUGGCUUAACCAAUAUGUACCACCACAAGCUGCCCAAAACAUGAGUGGGCCAAUACCACAAACAAACUUGAUGGGACAAGCUGGCUUUGGUACACAAUCUAACCCAUUUUUCAACCCUCAGAGUUUUUCUCAGCCAACAAGCACUAUGAAAAGUAGCACCUCAGCUAGCAACGAUUUAAAAGACCUGUUUGGAUAGGCAAUAUUUUUCAUGCGGCAUAGGAUCACUUUAAUAACUGGUUAGGGUCGGCAUCUUUUGGCUAUAUUUUGCCAUUUUGAUAUUUGAAAGUCUCUGAAAGGUAUGUUAAAUCAAUCAUAAUUACCUGUUUACUUUGAGUAAAUUGGAUUUAUUGUGAAAACAAUUAUACAAGCAUAUUAUUCUAUGUUUUGCCAUUACAAGUUUAUGAGACAUUACUAGUACGACGACUACAACAGGAGUGUGAGAUUACAAACUCAUGGCAUGGACUUGUUUCUUGCUAUAAUAUAUUUUAAUAUAAAAAUACAGCCUCAACUGAUAAUGAGCUUAAGUGAAGAUGAAUACAAUGUACAUUUUCAAGAUUACCCUGGUUUGAUUCAGAAUUUUGCUAUUUCAAUUCUAAAUGUAAUUCUUUUCUAAAGAAAACACGUUUUAAUUUUGAGGGUUUUUACUUUUAGGAUCCUAAAUAAACCAUUCCAUAUAAUUAUAAACUCAGUCACCAUAACCAUAACGCAGCCUUACUGAAUUAUACUAUAGCAUCCUCAGGACAGUUAUAUUUGUUCUUUUAUUCAACCUUUAAAAGGACACUAAAGCUCAAAAUGUAAAAAUGUUAUAUAAAACUAUAUGUAGUAAAGACCAUUUUGUAAUGUAGGUUGAUUAUUAAAGGGACAUUCUAUGGCAAAAAA
Bombina bombina (fire-bellied toad) is the source of this 3681-nucleotide messenger RNA. RefSeq names its product SCY1 like pseudokinase 2 (gene SCYL2). NCBI's taxonomy places the organism in Eukaryota, Metazoa, Chordata, Amphibia, Anura, Bombinatoridae. The transcript has 18 exons. Bases 206 to 2998 code for a protein of 930 amino acids. Gene Ontology annotation, biological process: protein phosphorylation. Gene Ontology annotation, molecular function: ATP binding; protein kinase activity. The record is from RefSeq and is a predicted model, not a curated record.